Molecule: messenger RNA, 4167 nt
Organism: Vitis riparia (riverbank grape)
Lineage: Eukaryota; Viridiplantae; Streptophyta; Magnoliopsida; Vitales; Vitaceae
Product: pentatricopeptide repeat-containing protein At5g57250, mitochondrial-like
Exons: 9
Coding region: 101-3082 (993 amino acids)
Molecular function (GO): protein binding
Source: RefSeq, a predicted model, not a curated record
UGCCGAUAGUCAAGACUAUACCGCCGCAUGAGUGUCCCAAAUCAAAGGAAGUCAGUGACUCGAACUUCUCAUGGGCUGUUGAAUCAAUAUCACAACCCAGAUGGCCAGAUUUCAAACCCACAAUUUUCUAAACAAGAAUCGCAAAUGGGACUCUCUCAUUCGAGGCCUCUGUGUGAAGCUCAAAGACCCUGAAAAGGCGCUGCUACUAAUGCAAGAUUGCUUGACAAAUCUCGGUAUACUCCCUUCUUCCUUCACUUUUCAUUCACUCAUUCACAGUUUCACCUCUCAGGGGAAGAUGAGUAGAGCAAUUGAGGUGUUGGAGUUGAUGACACAUGACAAAGUCAGGUACCCAUUUGGGAAUUUUGUUUCUAGCUCUGUAAUUUCUGGGUUUUGUAAGAUUUCUAAGCCACAACUGGCUGUGGGGUUCUUUGAGAAUGCCGUGAAUUCGCGGGUUUUGCGGCCGAAUAUCGCAACUUGUACUGCACUACUGGGUGCUCUUUUUCAGUUGGGGAGAGUUAGGGAGGUUUCUGAUUUGGUAUCUUGGAUGGAGAGGGAAGGAUUCGUGUUUGAUGUUGUGUUUUAUAGUAGUUGGAUUUGUGGGUACUUUAGGGAAGGGGUUUUAGUGGAGGCCAUACGGAAACAUAAAGAAAUGAUCGAAAAAGGAAUAGCCCCGGAUACUGUGAGCUAUACUAUACUCAUAGAUGGGUUUUCUAGGGAAGGGUAUGUGGAGAAGGCAAUUGGGUUUUUAGAAAAGAUGAAGAAAGAUGGGUUGAAGCCCAAUUUGGUGACUUAUACAGCCAUAAUGCUGGGGUUUUGCAAGAAAGGGAAAUUAGAUGAAGCGUAUACCUUGUUCAAGAUGGUGGAAAAUUUAGGGAUUGAAGUGGAUGAAUUUAUGUAUGUGACUUUGAUUGAUGGGUUUUGUACAAGGGGGGAUAUAGAUUGUGUUUUUGGUCUGCUCGAGGAUAUGGAGAAGAGGGGGAUUAGUCCAAGCAUUGUUACAUACAAUUCUAUUAUUAAUGGACUGUGUAAAGCAGGAAGAACGUCUGAGGCCGAUGAGGUCUCGAAGGGUAUCGCUGGAGAUGCUGUUACAUUCAGUACUUUGUUGCAUGGAUACAUUGAAGAAGAGAAUGUAAAGGGGAUUCUGGAAACAAAAAGGAGAUUGGAAGAAGAUGGAGUUUGUAUUGAUCUUGUUAUGUGUAACACAAUUAUCAAAGCUUUGCUUAUGGUGGGGGCACUUGAAGACGCUUAUGCAUUUUAUAAGGGAAUGUCGGGAAUGGAUUUGGUUGCAGAUUCUGUUACUUAUUGCACAAUGAUUAAUGGGUAUUGUAGAGUGGGUAGAAUAGAAGAGGCACUUGAGAUAUUUGAUGAGUUUAGGAAGACAUCAAUUUCUUCAGUUUCAUGCUACAAGUGUAUGAUUUAUGGGCUGUGCAGGAAAGGCAUGGUAGAUAUGGCCAUUGAGGUUUUUAUUGAACUCAAUGAGAAAGGCUUAGAAUUGGUUUCAGGCACAUAUACCUCAUUGAUUAAGGCAAGUUUUGAAGAACAAGGUGCAGAGGGAGUCCUGAAGUUUGUUCACAGAAUUGAGAAUUUGGGACGAGAAGCAUUUGAUACUAUAUCUAACAGUGCUAUUUGUUUUUUGUGCAAGAGGGGUUUUUCCCUGGCUGCAUGCGAAGUAUACAUGAGAAUGAGAAGGAAACAAUCAGUUGUUACAAGCAGGUCUUACUAUUCAAUUUUAAAAGGACUUAUUAGUGAUGAUCAAAAGGGACUAGGUUGGCCUUUCUUGAACACCUUUGUGAAAGAAUAUGGCAUAGAUGAACCUAGGGUGAGCAAAGUACUGGUACCUUACAUGUGCAUGAAGGAUGCUGAUAAAGCCCUUUUCUUUCUUACUAAUAUACAAGUGAACACUUCAGCUGUUGCUUUUCCUGUUUCUGUACUCAAGUCACUUAAAAAAAAUGGUAGAAUUCUGGAUGCAUAUAAACUUGUCAUUGGUGCUGAAGAGAACUUACCUGUUAUGGAUUUAGUUGAUUACUCAAUUAUGAUUGAUGUCCUUUGCAAGGAAGGGCAUCUUGAUAAGGCCUUAGAUCUCUGCGCUUUUGUCAAAAAGAAGGGCAUUGCUCUUAAUAUUUAUGCUUAUAAUUCAGUUAUAAAUGGGUUGUGCCGCCAAGGUUGUCUUGUUCAAGCAUUUAGACUAUUUGAUUCAUUAGAGAAAAUUGAUUUGGUUCCAUCUGAAAUUACUUAUGCUACAUUGAUUGAUAGUUUAUGUAAAGAAGGGUGUUUGCUGGAUGCAAAGCAGUUGUUUGAGAAGAUGGUCGUUAAGGGCUUUAACCCAAAUGUACGUGUUUACAACUCAUUGAUUGAUGGCUAUUGCAAGUUUGGUAACAUGGAGGAAGCCUUAAACCUUCUUAUUGAUUUAAAGGCAAGAUGCAUUAAGCCUGAUGAGUUCACAGUAAGUGCCUUGAUUAAUGGCUAUUGCCAUAAAGGUGACAUGGAAGGGGCUCUUGGAUUCUUUUUUGAGUUCAAAAAGAAAGAUAUUUUACCUGACUUCUUGGGUUUCAUGUAUUUAGUAAGAGGUCUAUGUGCUAAGGGCAGGAUGGAAGAGGCCCGGGGCAUCUUGAGAGAGAUGCUUCAAACACGCUCUGUUUUGGAGCUGAUAAACAGAGUUGACACUGAGAUUGAAACAGAGUCAGUAGAAAGUUUUAUUAUCUCUUUAUGCGAGCAAGGAAGUAUCCAGGAGGCCGUGACUGUCCUUAAUGAAGUUGGAUCUAUAUUUUUCCCUAUAGGGAGAAGAUGUAGACCUCAAAAUAGAGCAGAAAAAGAAGAAAAGAUUUAUGAAGGGGUGGCUUUUGGUGCUGUUUCUUCGAAGCAUUCAAGCUUAAAUCAUAAAACGGAUUUGGAUGUUGGACUGUCUAAUGUGAAAAAAGUAGAGAUGGUGGUUGAUGAUUAUGAUAAUUCUGAGAAAGGAUCUAGAGUACCUGACUUCGAAUCCUACUAUUCUCUAAUUGCUUCACUCUGUUCGAGGGGGGAGCUACUGGAGGCUAAUAGAAAGACAAGGCAGAUGCUUUUGGAUAUGGAUACAGGCUGUUAGGAAAGCUGUAGUACUAUUGGCUUCUUUUACCAGCAUUGUAGUUUUCUCCUUUUUCAGUAGACAAGAAGCCUUGCACUUACUGCCUUGAGGGCCGAAGUUCUCAUGCAAGUCUAUUAGAUAGAGGGGUUCCAUGGGAAGGAAAGCCCACAAAGAUCCUCCCCCAGUCACCAAACUGGUCAGGUUGGCUAUUCUGGACAAAUUUCCUAAAUGUCUCCCAACUUGGGUCUUCUGAAUCCUUCCACGGACUACUUGCUUAAUGAAGAUCAAGAUGUUGAAAGUGCUUAGAGGCCAAGAUUGAUCCAGAUUUAUGUAAGAUCAAUCCAUCUCCUGGCUAAGUUUGCAAGCAACUUGGGAUUUCAGUAGUUCUAUCACAUGUACAGGUCAUGUUCUUGCUUCUACAGUUCUCAUUUUGGUCCACGUACGGCAAACUACAGAUUUUCGAUUUCACAUAAAUCUGCUGAUGGGUUUGAGAUCCCAAAAUCCUUGGAUUUCAAAUUAUACCAACUAGGUGGUGCUUCAAAAAACCAUCAUGUCAUGAGAGGAUAUGCAUCUCUGUCUACAAUGUUGUCUCAAUCUCUGUCUCUCUCGCAUAUUACUAUAGAUUUUCAUAAGCAAGGCUUGCCUUUUGUUUUAAGUUCAGAAAUCUUCAGAGUCCCCAUUGGAAGUUGAAGCACCUUAAAAUGGAAUAGCUUUGAGCAUGGAAGUGACACUGGAGUUGAGAUGAUUCUGCAGAAAAGCUUUUAGAAAGAUGUUUCAGAAAUUAUUUUCACAUAUCAAAUGGGAACCUCUUCUCAAACAUUCCCCCCACCCCCCACCGAAAGAGGUUAAAAACUGCAGCGAGGAGGCCCCUGUUGGACAAAGUUUGCAUCAAUGUCUGCAUGUGGAAGAGGGAAACCACCGGCUUCUUCAACUGGAUGACUUCUCCAAAUCUUCAUGUUUUAGUUGGCUUCCCAAUGGAUUAUGGAAAGUAAGGGAAAGCAGGAAAAAAACUGUUCAAUAUUAAUGUAAUUCCUUUUUUAUUUAGAAUGAAGAAUUUAAAAAUAUAUAAUUUUUAAAAAAUAUUUUUGAUCUUAUUUUACAAACAA